This is a messenger RNA of Macrosiphum euphorbiae (potato aphid), 246 nucleotides long. The record is from the annotation of a GenBank genome assembly. NCBI's taxonomy places the organism in Eukaryota, Metazoa, Arthropoda, Insecta, Hemiptera, Aphididae.
AUGGUUUGGUGGGGAGUGUCAUAUGAGGGUGUUACUCAACUGCAUUUCUGUGAGCAGGGAGUCAAAUCACGUGCGGUUAACUACCAAAAUGAUAUUUUAGAAAAGGUAGUGAAGCCUUUAAGUGAUACUUUGUUUGUAGGAAAGAACUGGACCUUUCAGCAGGAUUCAGCGCCUGCACAUAAAGCAAAAACCACACAACGCUGGUUAGAGGUCAAUUUACCUGAAUUUAUCGCCGCUCAAGAUUGA